Molecule: messenger RNA, 1563 nt
Organism: Lepus europaeus (European hare)
Lineage: Eukaryota; Metazoa; Chordata; Mammalia; Lagomorpha; Leporidae
Gene: TBX22
Product: T-box transcription factor 22
Exons: 8
Coding region: 1-1563 (520 amino acids)
Biological process (GO): positive regulation of DNA-templated transcription; regulation of transcription by RNA polymerase II; cell fate specification
Cellular component (GO): nucleus
Molecular function (GO): DNA-binding transcription factor activity, RNA polymerase II-specific; RNA polymerase II cis-regulatory region sequence-specific DNA binding
Source: RefSeq, a predicted model, not a curated record
AUGGCUCUGAGCUCUCGCGCACACGCCUUCUCGGUGGAAGCUUUGGUGGGGAGAACCAGCAAAAGAAAACUGCAAGAUCCAAGAGCGAAGGCGCAGCCUGAGUUACAGGAGAAAGAGGGCAGAGAGGAACAGGAGGAGAGAAGGAGCGGUGCAGCAAGGAAGAGCGAGCAACCCGAAAAGCGACCCAAGACAGAACCUUCAACUACUCUCUCUGGCUGCGGUGGCGGCGGUGGCGCCGGCAACAGCCGCGAAAGUCUAGAAGAGAAAGAUGCUAUCCACGUGGAACUUCAAGGAUCCGAGCUGUGGAAGCGAUUCCAUGACAUUGGAACUGAGAUGAUCAUUACCAAGGCGGGCAGACGGAUGUUCCCCUCAGUUCGAGUCAAGGUGAAAGGACUGGACCCAGGAAAACAGUACUACGUGGCCAUCGAUGUGGUACCGGUGGAUUCCAAACGCUAUAGAUACGUGUAUCACAGCUCACAGUGGAUGGUAGCUGGGAAUACGGACCACUCGUGCAUCACUCCCAGAUUCUAUGUCCACCCGGACUCGCCCUGCUCGGGAGAGACCUGGAUGCGGCAGAUCAUCAGCUUCGACCGCGUGAAACUCACCAACAACGAGAUGGACGACAAAGGCCACAUCAUUCUGCAGUCCAUGCAUAAGUACAAACCUCGUGUGCACGUGAUGGAGCAAGACAGCAGGGUUGACCUGUCCCGAAUUCAGUCUCUGCCUGCUGAAGGGAUCAAAACGUUCUCCUUUAAAGAAACGGAAUUCACUACAGUGACUGCUUACCAGAACCAGCAGAUUACCAAACUGAAAAUAGACAGGAAUCCUUUUGCUAAAGGAUUUAGAGAUCCUGGAAGAAACAGGGGUGUAUUGGAUGGGCUUUUAGAAACCUACCCAUGGAGGCCUUCUCUCACUCUGGAUUUUAAAACCUUUGGUGCAGAUACACAAAGUGGAAGCAGUGGCUCAUCUCCAGUGACGUCUAGUGGAGGGGCUCCUUCUCCUUUGAACUCCUUACUUUCUCCACCUUGCUCUCCACCAACGUUUCACUUACCUACAAGCUCCCUUGGAAUGCCCUGUCCAGAGACAUACUUGCACAAUAUCAACUUGCCCCUUUGCUACAAAAUUUGUCCAGCUGAUUUUUGGCGACAGCAACCUUUUGUCUUACCUACUUCUGAAAGGCUAGCAAGCAGCAACAGUUCUCACCCUUUAGCCCCAUUCAUGAUGGAAGUGCCCAUGUUAUCUUCUCUGGGGGUUGUCGGUUCAAAAAGUGGUUCAUCUGAAGACUUCAAUGGGCAGUGUCUUCAAACAUCUAAUUCUUCCAGUCAAAUGUUGUGUGGAUUACAGGCAUCUGGAAACAUUUUCCCACCCAACUCCAUUGCCCGAGAAGCACUCAGUUGCUCUUUCCAUCCUCCCUAUGGCUUUUAUAGGUAUAACUUCUCUAUGCCAUCUAGACUGGUAAAUGCUGCCAACCAUCUCAAAGUGAAUGACAACAGUCAAGUUUCUUUUAGAGAAAGCAAAUGUAAUCAUGCUCAUUGGCAUUCAACAAUUAACCAUUGUCUUUAA